This is a messenger RNA of Lichtheimia ornata, 1062 nucleotides long. RefSeq lists its product as uncharacterized. The transcript is spliced from 3 exons. NCBI's taxonomy places the organism in Eukaryota, Fungi, Mucoromycota, Mucoromycetes, Mucorales, Lichtheimiaceae. Gene Ontology annotation, molecular function: protein binding. The record is from RefSeq and is a predicted model, not a curated record. The coding region runs from base 1 to 1062 and encodes 353 amino acids.
AUGCUUCUUAGUCGUCUUCCUCCAGAGGUCCUCCACAACAUCUUUGCCUUUCUUGUCUUCUCCGAUCUAGAGAUCCUGUUGGACAUUGGAUCGAUUGCGCAAUCAACACAGGAUUACUUACAGCGACAUUACGCGUUCGAAUACAAAGCGACUUGGCUAUUGAAGCAGCAUUUCGAAGCAGCCUUGAAGGAGGGCCAAUCCAGUAAAAGUGUCUCGAGUACAAUCGCCAAUGAGCUAUUGCAGCUUUUGUGUCAAGCGGCCAGCACCCAUGAGAGGAAUGAGCAAAGUGAAAGAUUCAGUACACUGUUAUCAGCCUUGGAGCAGUGGAUCGGGCAACGAGUGAUAUACCCACAUCUCACGGCAGGGAUGGAAUGCAACUAUGCGUCAUUGUGCCUAGCAAUCCGACAGGCGUAUCUUGAGCAACCAGACAUACGAGCUAUGCACGAUCCUAGAUAUCGUCGUCGCAAUACAAGAUAUCCUAUUGCUCCUUUUCUCCCUCGUGAAUUCACUCACAUUUGGCGUCUUCAAUGCAACAAUGUCACAGAGCUCUUGACAUGGCCCACUGGUGGAUUACCAUCACUAUCAGCACAACGACGACGCACCAUUCGAUUACGUUUUGCAAGGUUUUUUGGUAUGUUGUUUCAAGCAACGAGCGUCUACUUGGAAUUCAGCUUGGAUGGGACCUUUGAUGAAUGCGUACGAGAAGCCUUGUUGUCAGGGGAUGUGGAAAGUUUGCUCGUCAUGUGCUUAGCAGCUGAGCGGCCUGUGGAUGUGGAUAACAUGUGCAUGAUGGUGUCGUUGGCAGAGGAGCAACUUUGGAGCUACAUUGAUUUAAUGGCGGAUUUGACGGAAUCGAACCCGACUCCCGAACAAGAGGCACGCUUACGUCAAUCGGAUCAGCAUCAAACAACAACACCAGCAGCACCCUCCUCCUCCUCCUCUUCUUCACUCCCGGAAUGGUUACUUCCAUCUAGAUAUCGGAUACAUGAAUCUGCACCAUUACGAUUAAAGUUAUUGUAUUAUUUAGUGGAUCAACAAGAUUGGAAAUGGUUUGACGAAUAA